GGUUAUCAUUCUGAAUUGUGAUCAAUGCAAAUGAAUUUAAAAAGGGAAAAUAGGAAAUUAGUUUGGUAGAUGCAUUUACAAGUUAUGACUUACUGCAUUGAUGAACACUUACAUUUAUGGAAACAUUUAUGUACCUUUUAAAAUCACAGCUUUUUCGCUAUGGAAUACUUCACGCAGCUUGGCUUCGCAUUACAUAUAACGGUGUUCAGAAGGACUUUAUUUCAGCGGAGGAAGCAGGAGACUAUGUUAAACUCUUGAUAUCGGGGUGAACUGCAUCAUCUACACAGCAGAGUCUUUUUCGCUCUUCUUUUAUUUUUAUUUUUUGCACUCGGCCUUCCAGCUCUACAGUAUCUGGAUUUUUAUUGAAGAUAUCGUCGUUGCAUUACUCCACCUAGAUUUUGUGGACUCACUUCUCUUAAAUCUACUUCGGUAUUAAUGUGGAUCUCUGUUUUGAGGCUCUGACUGGGUUAGAGUUUCUGUUUAUUUAAUUUUAUUAGUGUUUUUUCCUCGGCUUUACGUGCUACACUGUUAUAUUAUUUGUUACAAGUAUUUAAAAGUUAAGGACAUUAUAUUUGUUAUUGUGCACAGACUGUUUAUCAGACUUGAAGUCAGUGGGGGUUUUUUCUCUUACUGAAACUUUUUGUCUUGGUAAUUUUGUUGGUUAAUUCAUCUUACUCUCUGAGUUGUUUUCACAUUGUGGACAACUUUUGGUUAUUGUGGGAAACACUGCUGUCUCAUUUUUUUUAUGGAGACUUCGGGUGUGUGUGUGUGUUUGGGGGAUUGUGAGAGUAAACAAAACAUGGCAAUGCUUUGAAGGAUGUGAAUUGGAACAGAGUAAUGUUAGUCAAUUACGAAUCUGUUUUUAGAGGAUUUAAACCUAAUAUGGUGAACAAAUUAUAUUAUAGAAUUCAGGCAAUUUUAUUGGGGUUAUCUCAUACAGUGUGGCAAGUAAUAAUCUGGAAAGACCUAUGUAAUAUCACAGUCUAAAACUGGAUUUAAAGAGAAGCGAAUCAGUAAAUGAAUCGCAUAAAAAUGGAUCACAUGUAAAUGAAUCACAUGUAAAUGAAUCACAUGUAAACGAAUCACAUGAAUAUGAAUCACAUGAAAAUGAAUCACAUGAAAAUUAAUCAAAUGUAAAUGAAUCACAUGUAAAUGUAUCAUAUAAAAAUGAAUAAAUAAAUUUAAAUGAUAAAAUCACAGCUUUUGGCAGACCCUCUUAUCCAAAGUAGUUUACAGAAACAUUACAGAAACUUGUACAUUGAGCCAUACUUUCAUUGGUUUUGAAAGUACAUUUCCUCAAACAGCACUUAAAACUGCGUGUGAUGCAAUUUCCUGUUCUUGUCUGACGUAUAGUCUAUUUUACUGUGGUGCAUGCCUAAGUGCUGCCAUUUCCUUGUUAGCAUUUCACCUGGCAGCCAUCUUAAAGCUGAAAGAAGAAUGACAAGGACCUUUGGCAUGUCAAAAGGCAAAGGGAAGUGUCUGCGCGUGAGUUACCCAGCUACAUUCCUAGGCCCGUCACGAGUCUCUUUCGAACAACAGAUCCAGAGCCGUGCUAAGGAGAGAAAAAAAAUGGAACGAAGAGCAGUGAAAAGAAAGGCCUCAGUCAUGAGCGGCGUACCAAAUAAAAGGAUCUGCCAAAGAAAUGGUGAUGAAAGGGAGAAGCCUAUAUGCUCCGAGCCUUCGACAUCGCUGAUGCUGAUCAUCAGAGCUCAGGAUUCCUACAUGAAAGAGGCUUCAGGCUUAUACCAGUUUAUCAACACAUGUGUCCCAGACACAUUAUUGGCUUCCUUUCAUAUUCUUUACGCCAAACAUUUACAUAUAAGUGCCCUUCUAGUAUCAAAUGACUUUUUUAGAGUACUCAUGGAUACUUUAAACCUAAAAAAGUAUACUUAUGCUAGAGCUCUUUGGAUUAGACAGCUGGAGGAUUUUAAUAAACGUGAUCGUUUCAGCAAAAUAAAAGACCAUUUCCCAAUCAUUGAUAAACUGGUAUGUGCUAAAGUUGAUUAUCAUCAGGAAACCCCCAGCGGCCAUCCCAUAUAUGAAAAAACAUUGACCAAAUUUCGGUCAUUUGGUGACCUGAGGGCUUUGGGCCGUCUAUCCGAUCCAUCUCUUAUUCUGGUGCAUCGAGAUGUUCACGAUCCUCGCUACGAUGCUUGUAUGCAUUAUCGUCCGCCCCGGGCUGUUCUAGAUGACAACAAAAGGUAACUUUACAAAUCCAUCAAAAAGUCAUAUUAUACUGUAGACUUGGGGGUAUUUCAGAAAGCUUUAAGUAUAGUGAAAACAGAAGCUACCACGGACAUUCCACAACAGCAAAUGUAAAUAUUAACUAUUAAAACUAUG
Molecule: messenger RNA, 2340 nt
Organism: Ictalurus furcatus (blue catfish)
Lineage: Eukaryota; Metazoa; Chordata; Actinopteri; Siluriformes; Ictaluridae
Exons: 7
Coding region: 1372-2205 (277 amino acids)
Source: RefSeq, a predicted model, not a curated record